Molecule: messenger RNA, 2210 nt
Organism: Dalotia coriaria
Lineage: Eukaryota; Metazoa; Arthropoda; Insecta; Coleoptera; Staphylinidae
Product: forkhead box protein E4-like
Exons: 7
Coding region: 150-1742 (530 amino acids)
Biological process (GO): regulation of DNA-templated transcription
Cellular component (GO): nucleus
Molecular function (GO): cis-regulatory region sequence-specific DNA binding; DNA-binding transcription factor activity
Source: RefSeq, a predicted model, not a curated record
GAUGGCGUCGCGGUCGCUGUCACUUGUUUCAAUUGUUUAAAUAACUUACCCGUCGCCGCCAACUGUCGACAAAUCAAUUGCGGCUUUCUCAUUCGUCUCACACAAAAUAACAAAUUCUAUUAAGUCGGUUGCUGCCGAAUCGGUGCCAAAUGAAUAACACGAAUAUAAACAACAGUACUGAUGUGAACAUCAUCGGGGAAACCGAAACUUUUGCACCGAAUAACGCGUAUGCUAGUGUCGCGCCAGUGUCCGCCGCCGAGGCGUUUGCACGAUCGUGCGAAGAAAUUAAAGCCUUUUGUCCACAAGAGGAUGAUGACGAGGACGAUAAAUUGCUUGCGAUCCCUCCGCCAGCGCAAGAUGACCAACCGGAAUGUGAUUUGAAAAUCGCCGGAUUACGAGCGAAAAUUGCUUCGAAGCUCAAUGUCGGCUCAAGUUUGCCUCAAAUCGCAAUUAAAGCAAAAGUCGCUCAGAGUACAAACGCGAAUGAUACCGAGAUUGCGCUCUUGAAUGGUGACUGGGAUAUAUUAAGUACGGUUCCGACUAUUGUUGCCGAAAUGCACAACGUAAAUCUGGAAGAGCUUUUGGUUUUAAAAGAAAUUACCACGUCUAUUUCAAACGACAACAAUCCCACAGACUGCAGGGGUACCGGACUUGGCGGAAAACAAAUGAAACUUGAAGGUGUUUUGGAUCAUUCUACUGGAGGAUUUACAUCGAUGAUGACUCAUGCAGGAUCGUCCAACGUCCCCGUCUUCAAGGACACAUCUAGUCCUUUGGGAUCUGACAGUGGCAUUGAAGGUGAUUCUACUGACGGAAAUCUUUCAUGGUUAUUAAAUUAUAAGAUUAAUGAACUUCCACCGGUACCUGACCAGCAACACAAUCCAUCCACUCACACUCUUCCCAUAGUACAAAAUGUGGUACCUUCAACAGACAUUUCCAAGCAAAUGUCUGCGGAUCCUAACGUUCAAUAUCAAGCUAUAGACGAGCACGGUAACAUGGUUAAUGUGCCGAAUAAGGGAUACGCAACGGUUCCUGUAAUUCAAACCAACCAGACCACGCAACCUUAUCAGUUUGUGUCUAACAAUCCUCCGACUGGAGUGGCUAAAUACUCGGGUCCCAGAAAGCCGCCCUUUACCUACACAGAACUCAUCGAACACGCCUUGGUAGAAAAACGAGAAUUGACAGUAUCGGGGAUAUAUCAGUGGAUUUCAGAUCAUUUUCCAUUCUAUAAACAAAACGACGAUAGGUGGAAAAAUUCCGUGAGACACAACUUGUCCAUCAACCCGCACUUUAGAAAAGGCAGCAAAGCAGUGCAUGGCGCUGGUCAUCUUUGGACAAUUGCCCAAAAAGACGAGCAUCACUCAUGGCAAAUUAAACGUCAAAAAAUGCAACAAUUUAUUAAAACCAGCCACGGCGAAGGUUCCAAUGAGAAACUGCAAGAAAUCGAGUUGGCUAAUGCUACCGCCAGCAUUUUACCUUCUGAUUCAGAUUCUUCCAGUCAAUCACAUUCGAAACGAAUGCAGCCCAAAAAUGUCGCCAUCGAAUACGUCAUCGAUAUGUCUGGCGGUCUCGGCGUGGUGUCUCUAGAGCAAGUAGUAGAGGAAUGCGGCCUUACCGGGGACUACCUCAUCACUGACCUGCAUCCAGCUGCAUUGGGCCUCAAUAUGAGCGAGGGGGAGAUUCUUAACGCCGACAAUCUCUACGAUGAUCUCAAUUUUCCCACCUACGAGCUCCAGGGAGAAUGAAAAAUUAUUCCGUCCACCGCAAAUCUUAAUGAGUUGAGAUGCUGAAAAUGUAAAUGAUAAGAUUUUAUGUCAAUAAGUGGAUUGAGUGCUCUGUGUGACGUUCGUUGUUUCGUAUUUUAUUACAAGUUUUAAGAAUCCGCAAAGUAUUUUUAGUCUAACAUCGUAAAAAAGCAAUAAGAAGUCUAGUCGAGAUUUGUAUAAAAUCAGCAAUUUACUAACAUUUAAAUUUAUGAUUGCCUCAAUAAGAAAGCAUUCUAUAAAAGUUUAAGAUAUUUGAGAUUACUGUAAGUGCACAUACAUAUCACAUUUCUCACAUGUUUGUAUAAAAAACAAAAUGCUCCAAUAUGAUAGCAUUAAUUUUAACAAUAAUUGAACACUUUGAUUCCAUUCAUUUAAAGUUACAUAUAAGUAUUUUGUUAGUUAAUAAAAAACAAAUCGUUUUCAAUUACAUACAAGAUAUAUGGAGAA